Centropristis striata (black sea bass) is the source of this 3476-nucleotide messenger RNA. RefSeq names its product pantothenate kinase 2 (gene pank2). Gene Ontology annotation, molecular function: ATP binding; pantothenate kinase activity. The transcript is spliced from 7 exons. Gene Ontology annotation, cellular component: nucleus; cytosol. Bases 173 to 1471 code for a protein of 432 amino acids. Gene Ontology annotation, biological process: coenzyme A biosynthetic process. Lineage: Eukaryota; Metazoa; Chordata; Actinopteri; Perciformes; Serranidae. The record is from RefSeq and is a predicted model, not a curated record.
GACAGCGAACAUAAAAAGGACAUGUACCCGGCCGUUAUAACGACACAGCUACUUAGCUAGCUAAUUAGCUAGCUCACAGAGCCUUGGAUUUCAUUGUCCACAUAAAUUAUUGACGUCCAAUGGUUUCAUUUACCAUAAACUGCCGUAUGUAUGUAGUGAAUUAGUCAUUUUAAUGGCGUUCAAUGGCCAUCAACGCGAAGAUGAAGGUGUCGACGAAGACGAAACGCCCACGAAGCAGCCGCGGUCCAACAAGGAGAUGCCCGGGUGUUUCAGAAACGAGCCCAACAAUGAGGCAGCCGCGCCCGCAGGAAGAUCCACAUCCGACCGGCGGACCUCCAACUCGACGGCGAGGCAUCGCAGCGACUCGGUGAAGAAAACAAGGCCGCCAUUUCCCUGGUUUGGAAUGGACAUUGGAGGCACUCUGGUGAAGCUGGUGUACUUUGAGCCCAAGGACAUCACAGCAGAGGAGGAGCAAGAGGAGGUGGAGAACCUGAAGAGCAUCAGGCGCUACCUAACCUCCAACACUGCCUAUGGUAAGACGGGCAUCAGGGACGUACACCUUGAGCUGCAGGACCUGACGCUGUGCGGCAGGAAGGGCAACCUGCACUUCAUCCGCUUCCCCACGCAUGACCUGCCGGCCUUCCUGCAGAUGGGCCGCAACAAGCACUUCUCCAGCCUCCACACCACCCUCUGCGCCACAGGAGGGGGGGCGUACAAGUUUGAGUCUGAUUUCCGCACGAUGGCAGACCUGCAGCUUCACAAGCUGGAUGAGCUGGACUGUUUGAUCCGGGGGGUGUUGUACAUCGACUCUGUGGUGUCCAGUGGACCCUCAGAGUGCUACUACUUUGAAAACCCCACUGACCCAGAUCGCUGCAUCCAGAAGCCGUACACACUGGAGAAUCCCUAUCCUCUGCUGCUGGUCAACAUAGGGUCUGGGGUCAGCAUCCUGGCCGUCUACUCUGAGAGCAACUACAAACGAGUAACAGGGACCAGCCUCGGUGGUGGGACCUUCCUGGGCCUGUGUUGCCUGCUGACUGGCUGCUCUACUUUCGAGGAAGCUCUAGAAAUGGCUUCUCAAGGCGAGAGCACCCGAGUGGACAAGCUGGUUCGGGACAUCUACGGAGGAGACUAUGAGAGGUUUGGACUGCCAGGCUGGGCUGUAGCCUCAAGUUUUGGCAACAUGAUGUCCAAAGAGAAGAGGGAGUCGGUGUCCAAAGAGGACUUGGCCAGGGCAACACUGGUCACCAUCACUAAUAACAUCGGCUCCAUCACCAGGAUGUGUGCUCUCAAUGAGAACAUAGAGAGAGUGGUGUUUGUUGGUAACUUCCUGAGAGUGAACACCCUCUCUAUGAAGCUGUUGGCCUAUGCCAUGGACUACUGGUCUAAAGGACAACUCAAGGCGCUCUUCCUUCAGCAUGAGGGUUACUUCGGAGCGGUUGGAGCCCUGUUGGAACUUCUGCAUCCGUCCUAAUCCGUCCAAACUACAUCCAAAGAUGUCAAUCUGCUGCAAAGACCAUUAGCACUUUAGUCCGUCUAGAAUUAAUUCCACAGUGGGAUGUUGUGUCAGCCAGCAGCCAAUCACUGGUGAAGUUUGGCUGUGGCAGGCAAACUGUCAAACAUUUGGAGGUCCUAUUAUGUUCUGGAACUGACUUCUAAAUUUUGAUGUACCGUACAUCUGCGGUUGUGGUCAGUGGAUAGAAGUCUGUUUCCUGCCCUGACCAAAGUUGUAUGUUUGGUCUUAAACAUCUCAAGGAAAGUCACCACUGUUGCCUGAUAUACUUUGGUAAAAAAAACAUUCAGCAUUACAUACUCUUGUCUUGUUGACUGCACUUACCCCUCAGUGGGUGUCAGGUCCUGGGCCGUAUAUCUGAAAGUACUUUUUAGGGUGUAUUUUGGUGGAUGGGUGUACUAUCUUGUACGAGUUUACUUGAUGGGUAAUUUAAGAUUGUUUAUUUACUGAAUAUGUUGUUGAUGAAUUGGGCAGUUGAUAUAUGACUUAUUUCAAAUGCCUGUUUUUGUCAAAAACAGUCAUUCUCAAUUCUAAAGCCAAGUAUUUUAGCAUUUAAGAUAAAAAAAAAUGCAUGAAAUCUUCAUAUUUCAGAAGAGGGAACAAUCAUUUUAGGCAAGAUGUUGUCAUGAUAGUGCUCCCAUCUCUCUGGUACUCCUAGUAAGCAGAAGCAAAACACUGAAGAUAAUUUACAGCCACUUAUUAUUUGUGUUUUAUCAUCCUUGAGCAUAUACUCUUUUGUCACUUAAUAUAAUUUAAUUAGGGUGUCAUUGAAACAAGCAGGUUUUCCUCACUAGGUGUUGAUUCACAUUUAAACUUGCAAUUCAGCAUCUUUAUUGACACCAUCAUUGAAAAUGCACAAGAGGUCACCAUUUCUUCACACUUAUUUCUUUAAUGAAGACAUUAGAUGUUACAUUUAUAUCCUUUUCCCAAAUGCAAUCUUAAUGUUUGUAAAGUUUUUGUAAAGAACCACGUUUUUACACCAAAGCUGAUAUCAGAAAAUCUGGACAAUCACUUUUGGGCUUAGUGUAAAGUAUCAGUGAUACAUGUAAGUCCCUUUCUUUCUUUUUUAGAUUACUUUAGGGCAUUUUGCCUUUAUUGGACAGGAAAGGGGGGGGAGUGAAGACGACAUGUAGCAAAGGCUUUGAGCCGGCAAGGACUUCUGUCAACUCUACCAAGUAUACCACCGGUGCACCCCUUUGAAUCCCUUUCUGACCCCAAUCCUCUGCCCUGCUGAAGUGCCCUUGAGCCUCUGCAUACCUUGUAGAGAGAAUUGGUAGCAAGUCAAAAGAUGGCUAUCUAUACAUAUGAAAAUGUAGGUAAAAUGAGGGCAUUGUUUCCCCCCGAUUAGAUUUAAAAAAUAAAAAAAAAGUUAUUUAAAUGUAUUAACUUGAUGCAUCACUCCAAUGGAGCUUUCAAGUUCUGUGACCCCAAAUCAUUUCUGUCUUGUUUAGCAAGUUCAGUAUGUACCUAAAUAUUAAUAUUUUGAUUUUAAUGUAUGUUUUGGUCUGGUUUCAUGACGUUUUUGUUUAACAAGAGGCAUUUAGAAAGGUAAAACUUGAAAAAUGUUGUCAGAUUUGUUAUUUUUCCGUCCCAUUUUAAUGUCAUCUGUCUGUCAGUAAUCGGUCCAUCGAUGGAGUACAGGGACCAUAAUGAAUCAACUACCUAAGUUAGAGAGUUGACUAUCAAAAUAGUUGGAAAUUCAGUGGACAGUUUCAGCUCUCAUUUAUACUUGUAAUGUAUUUCAAAGUUGUACUUUCAGUCAGUUGAUUUUUAAAUGAAGUGCCUGUCAUGUUUUUGUAUAGAAUACAAUAAUGUGCUCAGCAAUGUUGUUUAAAAUGAGACAAACUGGUCUGUAAUUCUGUUUCCCUCUGUUUGUUACAAUGCAAAGAAAACUUUGUACAUUUUUUGUAACAGUCAUUACGGAUUUCUUAUUGUGUUGUCCCUGAUUAAACACCAACUUUUCAUA